AUGGCUCAGAAGACGGCCCUGAUCGUUUACGCCCACCAGAGUCCGGGUUCGUUCAAUGCGGCGGUGCGUGACGUGGCGAUGCAGGAGCUGGUGUCUCAGGGUUACCGGGUCAUCGUGUCUGACCUGUACGCCAUGAACUUCAGAGCCAACUGCACACAGGACGACAUCAUCGGUGACCUGAAGAAUCCGGCACUCUUCCAGUACGGAGAGGAGACCAUGCACGCCUGGAUGGAAGGCCGCCUCAGCCACGACAUCGUGGCCGAGCAGCGCAAAGUAGAGGAGGCCGAGCUCGUCAUCUUCCAGUUUCCUUUGUACUGGUUCAGUGUUCCGGCCAUCAUGAAGGGCUGGAUGGAUCGAGUUCUCACACAAGGUUUUGCUUUCUCCCUGGAAAAGAUGUACAAUAACGGAAUACUCAAGGAUAAGAAAGCCAUCUUAUCUUUCACUACUGGAGCAACACAGACGAUGUUCCAGCCUGAUGGAAUCAACGGAGACAUCAACAUCGCACUCUGGCCUCUACAGAACGGCACUCUGCACUUCUGUGGAUUUCAGGUUCUUGCUCCUCAGAUAUUCUGGAGUCCGGCUCACUGUCCCGACGCCGUGCGAACCAUGAUGCUAGACGGGUGGGGAGCCCGAUUAAAAGGACUGUUGUCAGAAAAGCCUUUGACCUUUGCCCCCUGUGAGCUCUUUGACCUCAGCUUUAAGGGAGGGUUCCUGCUGUGGCCCAAAGUGAGAGAGGAACAAGAGUCGCAGCCGUACGGCCUCACCACAGGACACCAUCUGGGGAAACCGCUGCCGCCGGACAACCAGAUCAAAGCUCAGCCGGCUGAAGGAGGAAGUGACAAACCAGACUGCAGGAAUUAGAACUUCUCUGUUCUCAUGUUAACAACAAUAAAUGGGAACUGAAGCUGAAAUACAAAAAAAAUAAUAACUGGAUCCUUUAUUUCUAUUUAGAUGCAAA
Molecule: messenger RNA, 958 nt
Organism: Anoplopoma fimbria (sablefish)
Lineage: Eukaryota; Metazoa; Chordata; Actinopteri; Perciformes; Anoplopomatidae
Gene: nqo1
Product: NAD(P)H dehydrogenase, quinone 1
Exons: 6
Coding region: 1-861 (286 amino acids)
Cellular component (GO): cytosol
Molecular function (GO): NAD(P)H dehydrogenase (quinone) activity
Source: RefSeq, a predicted model, not a curated record